This is a messenger RNA of Nicotiana tabacum (common tobacco), 690 nucleotides long. Lineage: Eukaryota; Viridiplantae; Streptophyta; Magnoliopsida; Solanales; Solanaceae. The record is from RefSeq and is a predicted model, not a curated record.
AUGAACUCCUUGAAAUCAUUUUUGGAUGAUCAAUUUAAGAUUAAGGAUUUGGGGUCAGUACAUUACUUCUUGAGGUUGGAAAUCACUGUUCAUCCUCAAGGUUAUCUCAUAAGCCAGCAUAAGUACACAACUGAUCUCCUCACCGAGUUUAACUGCCAGCAUUUCUCUCCAGUUGUGACUCCACUAGAUCCUUAUGUUAAGCUCACUUUGGACAUGAGAGAUUCUCUUCCUGAUCCCAGUCUCUACAGACGACUUAUUGGGAAGCUCAAUUUUUUGCAGCAUACUAGGCCUGAUAUCUCUUUCUCUGGUGUUCUUCUCUCCAAUUCUUCAAAUUUUUCUCUUACUGGCUAUUCUGAUUGGGCCUCUUGUGCCAUCUCUCACAAGUGUGUUACUGUGUUUUAUGUGACUCUUGGUGGCAGUCCUAUUUCAUGGAAAAGUAAGAAUCAACCCACCAUUUCUUUAUCCUUAGCUAAAGCUGAGUACAUGGCACUAAGGAAGGUUGCUGCUGAGAUGUCUUGUCAGGCUGCUCUUCAUAUUGCCAAAAAUCCAAUUUUCCAUGAACGUACUAAGCAUAUUGAAAUUGACUACCAUUAUGUUCGUGAAUUCUUGAAUUUUGGACUAAUUUCUUUGCAAUUUGUUUCCAGUGCCAAUCAGUUGGCUGACAUCAUGACAAAGGCUUUGUAUGGAUAA